AUGGCGCAUUUGGGUAAUAUAGCAGCAUAUGACAAAUCCGAGGACUUUGAAGAUUAUGUCGAAAGGUUUGAUCAGUUCUGCUUAGCAAAUGACAUAACAGAGGAAGAUAAGAAACGGGCAGUUUUCUUGAGUGCCGUCGGCGCUCCUACAUAUGGACUUCUGAAGACAUUGCUUGCCCCUAAUAAGCCCUCUUCAAGGACUUAUCGAGAACUUACUGAGCUUUUGAAAAAUCACCUUCACCCAAAACCCAUCCUGAUAGCUGAACGUUUCAAGUUUUACAAUAGGAAACAACGUCCAGGAGAAUCCAUCACUGAUUAUGCAACGGAGCAACGGAAAUUGGCGGAAACAUGUCAGUUUGGUGCUUUUCAAGAGGAAGUUUUAAGAGACUUGUUUGUUAUUGGAUUGGCCAACCGCUCGGCACAGAGGAAACUAUUAAGUGAACAGGAGCUUGACUUAAAGAAAGCAUUUUCGAUUGCUUUAAGUCAGGAAAUGGCAGAUGAAAACGUCACGAAGAUUCAGGGUCAAACUCAGGAGGUAAACAAAGUUGUUGGGCCGAAAGCUUCUCUCCUUGAGUAUAACAAACCACUGUCAUACAUUCUGGGACCCAGGAAGGGCAUUCCAGUCCUUGCAGCUGCAAGAAUACAACGCUGGGCUAUACAGUUAGCAGCUUAUGAUUAUGACAUUGAAUUACGUCGUUCAAGUGACAAUGGAAAUGCUGAUGCACUCUCACGGUUGCCUUUACCAGAUUGUGACUCCAAUGCAUCAGAUAAGCUUGUAAACUGGACACAAGAAGCAACUGCAUUUAACAUGCACCAGGUGAACUCUCUUCCUGUAACUGCGAAAUCUGUUGCAAGGGAAACUUUGCAUGACGCUGUACUGGCUAGAGCUUUAUAUUAUACAAGAAAUGGAUGGCCAGACUCUGAGGACAUAGCACAGGAACUGAAACCCUUCCAUAGCCGUCAGCAUGAGUUUUCAAUUGAAGAGGGAUGUCUUCUAUGGGGUGCCAGGGUGGUAAUACCGUCGAGAUUUAGGAUUCAAAUCUUAGAAGAGCUACAUGGUGGUCAUCCGGGGAUUGUUAGGAUGAAAGGAUUAGCUCGCUUGCAUGUGUGGUGGCCGAACAUCGAUCAAGAUAUUGAAAACACUGUGCAAGGGUGCUCUGCUUGUCAGGCUACUCAGCCAAUGCCGACUCGUGCUGAGGGUAAUCCGUGGAAAUGGCCUUCUGGUCCGUGGAAAAGAGUACAUGUUGAUUUCGCAGGACCAUUCCUGGGACAAAUGUACCUCAUUAUGAUUGACGCAUAUUCAAAAUGGCCAGAAGUACACCCAAUGAAAUCAGUUACAACUAUGAAUACCAUAGAGAUCAUGCGGCAGGUAUUUGCUCAGCAUGGGGUUUGUGUAGAGCUCGUGUCUGAUAAUGGAAGACAGUUUGUGGCUGAGGAAUUUAAAGAGUUCAUGACCCAAAAUGGUGUAAAGCAUAUACUGAUACCCGCUUAUCACCCAAGCAGUAAUGGGCAAGCCGAAAAUACAGUAAGAACAUUCAAACAAGGAAUGAAAAGGGCGAUGAGAACAUUGCAAUCAUGUAAUACAUCUUUAAAUACCAAGUUGUGUCAAUUUCUACUGACUUACCGAACUACACCUCACUGUACAACAAAGCGCACGCCUGCAGAGCUCAUGGGUCGGCAGUUACGCACUCGCCUUGAUUUACUACACCCAGAUGCAUCUCAGCGAAUUGAAAGAAAAGCCUCAGAGAACGAGAAACCAAUGAGGGAACUCUAUAUAGGGGACGUGGUACUGGUUCGGGACUAUCGUCAAAAUACCAAGAAGGGCAUAUGGACUCGAGGAGUUGUGGUUCUUAAAUUGGGUCCAUGCACAUACAAUGUACAAGUGGACGGUAACUUAAUAUGGAAAAGGCAUAUUGAUCAAAUGAGACUGAUCUCCAAUGAUUCUCAAGAUAACAAAAAUGAACUUUUAGCACGUGAUUCUUCAGAGUUGGUCAGCUAUCCAGACCCGCCAUUACCAAAAGAGUUCAUACAUACUCGUGAAGAGUUAGGCGAUGCAGUUGCAGGUGCAGAGAAGAAUGAAAUCCCAAAUUUAGAAGAAAAGGAGGCGGCAGCCCCCCCCUGCCAGAAGAACUAUCGGGAAACUGAAAAUGGUAAAACUUCUGAUGGUUCACCUGAUAGAUCGAUAUCUGAAUUACCAAAACUUCGAAGGUCUACCAGACAAAGUAGACCACCUGACUAUUUUAGAAUGUAA
Macrobrachium nipponense is the source of this 2250-nucleotide messenger RNA. RefSeq lists its product as uncharacterized. The transcript has 2 exons. The coding region runs from base 1 to 2250 and encodes 749 amino acids. Lineage: Eukaryota; Metazoa; Arthropoda; Malacostraca; Decapoda; Palaemonidae. Gene Ontology annotation, biological process: DNA integration. Gene Ontology annotation, molecular function: nucleic acid binding. The record is from RefSeq and is a predicted model, not a curated record.